AUGACUUCCAUCAGUCGUAGCGAAGCCAUGAGGCGAGGGUGGGAGACGAGACGACGCAACAAAGCGGAACGCCUCGCUCUAGAGGCUCAGAGACGCGCCUCGCCAAACGCGCCCCCUGCUGCCGCUGCUUCAUUCGAUGAUGUAAGCUAUCUCAACCUCCAAGCCGGUAUAUCCCUUUCUCACCAUAAUCCCAGUCUCCUGUGGCCCGAUCUCGCCGUGUGCCAAAGCCAGUUCGGGUCCAGUCCUAGGAGGAUGACGCCGCCCGGCCCGCACAAGAAGUUGCAGACCAUGCGGUUCCCCCCGAGGUAUGUUCAUUGCCUGAACACCUUCGCUGAUGUCAUCGAUUCCAUCCUCGGAUACAGGGUAGACGUCGUCGAUGGCGUUGAGCUGAACGUCAGAUACGCAGAUAAAUCCACAGCCUGGAAGUCUGAGUACGAUAUCUCUUGGCAGGCCCACUCCAAGGUGCUUGACUUUUGGAAUCGCUUCCCUGGCGGUCGGAACGAAGCAGUCCUCGCCUUCAAUGGUGGAUGGAUCCAUUGUCCCCGAGUCAUGGCUAUCAUUGGCCAUCGGAAGGUCUCAGGUCUUUCUCUGCAGUUCAAGGUUAUUUGGCAAGGACUUUCACUGGAGAGGGUCUCGUGGCAAUCCGAGUCGGGAAUUGGAUCGGUCUGCAAACCUGGCACCAUCGAAGGCUACUGGCGCGCCGCUGCUGUUGAGCCUCCCGGUCAAGCACUGGCUCAGAACGCAUGUCUUCCGGCCACCCAUGUAACCAUUGAGGAGGUUUGGCCGUGGGCAUCAGCAAGCUACAUCAAGGAAGGAGGACUUGGCUCAGCUGCGACUUGA
Messenger RNA from Colletotrichum chrysophilum, 840 nucleotides. RefSeq lists its product as uncharacterized. Bases 1 to 840 code for a protein of 279 amino acids. NCBI's taxonomy places the organism in Eukaryota, Fungi, Ascomycota, Sordariomycetes, Glomerellales, Glomerellaceae. The record is from RefSeq and is a predicted model, not a curated record. The transcript is spliced from 2 exons.